AUGGGAAAGAUUAUCUUCUAUGAAGACAGGAAUUUCCAGGGUCGCUCUUAUGAGUGCAACUCUGAAUGUCCAGACUUGUCCUCUUACUUCAGACGUUGUAACUCUAUCCGUGUAGAAAGUGGAAACUGGAUCCUGUAUGAACACCCCAACUACAGAGGACAUCAGUAUUUUCUGCAUAGAGGAGAAUAUCCUGACUUCCAGCAAUGGAUGGGUUACAAUGACUCUAUUCGUUCUUGCCGCUUAAGCCCUCAGCAUCAGGGAUCAUUUAGGAUUAGGAUCUAUGAAAGAGAAGAUUUUAGAGGCCAAAUGAUGGAGUUCACUGAAGAUUGCCCUCAUGUGUUUGAGAGAUUCCGUUACAACGACAUUAAUUCUGCCCAUGUGCAAGAUGGAUAUUGGAUGUUCUAUGAGGAGCCCAACUAUAGGGGACGUCAGUAUUACCUGAGGCCUGGAGAGUACAGAAGAUACAGCGACUGGGGAGCAUCUAAUCCCAAAAUUGGUUCUUUUAAACGAGUUCACCACUUCCUCUGA
Hyla sarda is the source of this 528-nucleotide messenger RNA. RefSeq names its product gamma-crystallin-3-like. The coding region runs from base 1 to 528 and encodes 175 amino acids. Gene Ontology annotation, molecular function: structural constituent of eye lens. NCBI's taxonomy places the organism in Eukaryota, Metazoa, Chordata, Amphibia, Anura, Hylidae. Gene Ontology annotation, biological process: visual perception; lens development in camera-type eye. The record is from RefSeq and is a predicted model, not a curated record. The transcript is spliced from 3 exons.